UUGCCAACUACAUUUUCGUGAAUUUUUCCGUCGGCUGCGAGGAUAUCUCGCUGCGCGUAAAUUUGAUUCCCCUGCUUGUACAGGGGACAAACGCAGUUGCAGUUGAAGCAACCGCUGCGGCACCAUGGUUGUAACGAAAGAUACGUUCCUGCCAACGGAGGAAGAACUUACGGUGCCGGAGAUCAACCUAUCCGGACCAGCCCUUCGUGCCGGUGCUUUCCACCUUGGAAAGUACUGUGAGGCUCAAAAUAAUGAGUUCAUGUUAUGCCGUCAAGAAUUGGACGACCCGCGGGCGUGCGUGAACGAAGGGAAAGCGGUUACCAACUGUGCGUUUGAGUUCUUCCGAAAGCUAAAGAAGACGUGCGCCCAGGAGUUUACGCAGUACGCCAACUGUCUCGACAAAAGCAGUGGCGAUUUGAAUUUCAAGCACUGCCGCAAAACGCAGGGCGUUUACGAUAAGUGUGUGUUGGACAAUAUGGAACUGGAGCGUCCCGAUUAUGGAUAUUUCUGCCGUGCUAAGGUUCAUGCCACGGAACGUCCCCCACCACCGAAGAAAGAGAAAACGGUUUAUCCGGAUGCGACACCAGGAUUGCCGGAGGAUUAUCCUCGACCUGAGGCCAGAUACGGUUCGCGUUUCCAUUGGCUGAACUAAAGGAAGCGUACGGAAGGGAGGAGCACGGAUGCUCGUUUGAUUUAGCUGAAAUGGUUCUUGGAGUAACACGUUGAGGUUGAGUGUAGAUAUGCAACGAGAACGAAUUGUCCCACAAACAAUGGUGCGCUAGGACACAUACCAGCAACAUCUGGAUCGUUUCUUUAGCUUCAGUAAAAAAAAAAACAUUUGCCUGAAACAAUGCACUGUUUGCUGUCGAGAUAGUAUGCAUACAAAUGAAAGAACAAUGCUUGUUUGUGUUCAAUCCAUCGUAAAGGGACAUAAAAAAUUCAUGCC
Molecule: messenger RNA, 946 nt
Organism: Anopheles moucheti
Lineage: Eukaryota; Metazoa; Arthropoda; Insecta; Diptera; Culicidae
Gene: ND-19
Product: NADH dehydrogenase [ubiquinone] 1 alpha subcomplex subunit 8
Exons: 4
Coding region: 125-652 (175 amino acids)
Biological process (GO): mitochondrial electron transport, NADH to ubiquinone
Source: RefSeq, a predicted model, not a curated record